Molecule: messenger RNA, 2739 nt
Organism: Pan troglodytes (chimpanzee)
Lineage: Eukaryota; Metazoa; Chordata; Mammalia; Primates; Hominidae
Product: myosin IC heavy chain-like
Exons: 2
Coding region: 156-593 (145 amino acids)
Source: RefSeq, a predicted model, not a curated record
GUUCUCCAAGGCCCCACCCGACUCAGGAGCCCAGCUAGAUUUGCCUAGCGGAUCCUGCACGGGGAUCGCGGGCGGAGCUUCCCGCCGGGAUCGCGGGCGGAGCUUUCCGCCAGUCCCGCGCCGCGAGCCCGCACUCCUCAGCCCUUGGGCGGUCAAUGGGGCCCGGCGCUGUGAAGCAGGGGGCGGCGCCCGUCAGGGAGGCUCCGGCGCGCGCGGGAGGGAGUGGGGGUUUGCUCAGGCAUGGCGGGCUGCAGGUCCCAAGCCCGUCCCGCGGGGAAGCGGCUGAGGCCCGGCGAGAAUUAGAGCGCUGCGCCGGCAGGCCGGAAGUGCUGGCGGACCCAGCGCACCCUCCGCAGCUGCUGGCCCAGGUGCUAAGCUUCUCACUGGCUGGGGCCAGCAUUGUCAGCUGCCUGCUCGGAAUGCGGGGCCAGCCGAGCCCGCACCCACCGGGAACUCGUGCUGGCCAGCGAGCGCCAGCGCGCGGCCCAGGUUCCACCCGCGCCUCUCUCUCCAAACCUCCUGGCAAGCAGAGGGAGCCGGCUCCGGCCUCAGCCAGCCCAGAGAGGGGCUUCCACAGUCCAGCGGCCGGCUGAAGGGCUCCUGAAGAGUGGCCAGAGUGGACACCGCAGCCUGAGGAGGUGCAGAGAGGGAGCGAGGGCUGCUAGCAGGUUGUCACCUCUCAAUAGCAAGACCAAAGCUUACAGAUGUCCAUUAUGUAAAUAGGUACUCUAACUUAUGUAGCGGGACCUACAUGCACUCUGCAGAACUACAACCGUCCUCUUGAUGUCCCUAAGUAUCUAUAGCUCCUGGUUAUAGGUGUUCACCAGGAGCCGCCUGCUCAUGCUCAGACAACAGGAGGUCUCACAACACUGUCAAACCAUCUACAAUUGCUAGAACUGCUGCAUUGUCUUCAAGAUGUAAGUAAUUCACUUACUUUAGUAUUUGCUGUUUUGUUGCUGUACCUUAAGCUAAAAGUCAGAGAUGAACUUAUGGAAAUAGAGCCAGAGCUCAAUCUUCAUUACCCAUUUUGCUGAAUCUUUUAUUAAUUUUGAAUUUAAAAAUGGCAUCUGAAUUCUCUUCUGUGUUAAUGUGAGUCUUUUACAGAAGGCUGCUUUUUAUGCAAAUAUAAAUUUAGGAUAGUGCUUCCACUGUAACAUUUUCUAUGCCAAGACUCACAUAAUUUCUAGUGUGAUUAGGAUUUAGGGUUAAAGAACAACCUAGUUUAAUCAACAAGGAUUACUUAACAGAACACCUUAGGGCAUCAUAAUCCUAUUAUGCAUUACUUUUAUCAACUGUAGAGAGGCUUCAAAUCCUAAGAGAAAUGAGGUCAACACAUUAAUUUUUAGAUGAAAAAACUGGGGCCCAAAAGGGUUAAUCAAACAUUUACUUAGGGUCUAAGUGUAAACCGUUUUCUUUAAAUAAUAUGAAUCAUUUAAGAAAAUAUACAACAUUAGAUGCUCAUGUCCUAUAAACAUUAUAGGAAGUAAGAACUAAAUUGAUGUUAACAUUUAAAAAAAAAUUCCUAACUAUGGAAAAUGUCAAGAAUCCAAAGAAAGAGGUCUGCUUUAAUGUUGAUAAAAUUGUGUCUUACAGAAAGGGUUCUAAGAUAUUUUGCAAGAAGCUCUCACACAAACAUCAUCCCACCAAGAAAAAAUACUAUGGCCUACCAAUAACUAAACCUGGAUCAAAUUUUGUCUAUUUUCUCUUAUUGCUUCCAGAUUCAAAGCUAUUACAACAAUUUAGCUUUCACACUUGUAAAUUUUGGAAUUUCUCACUUAUUGCUAUAAUCUUAGGACUCUCUUUACAAAAUUUUUGCCUCACAUAUGGAAAUUAUUUGCCUACGUUGGAUAUCUCAGAUUUAUUGCUUUCCCUUCCUCCUACUGAUGUUCAAUUUUGUCUUUCUGACUCAUCAUUGUAAUCUUGCAUCAGCCCAAAUCCAGAGCUGAGAAAUGAUCGUAUUAUAUAUUUACUAAAUGUUGAUUCAGCAUGAAGCCAUUAACUAGUUUCUGUUCAAUCCCAGUAGUCAUAACACACUCUUUGCACAAUUUCUAUAUUUAAUACACAACCUGCUUAUUUAUAUGUGAACCACUAGUAUUAGGAAAUAAUGAUUUAUUUCAACAUCUAUUUCUUCUCCAUCUCCUGUGGGCUGGAUACUAUGCCAGGUGAUGAGGAAUCACAUCAUGAAUAACAGAUGGUUCUAUGCAUUGAGAAUCUUCUGGUCUCCGCAGUCCACAUAAGGCAUGCCUGCUUUGACAGAAUUAUACCCCUUUAUUAUCUCCAUACCAUGCAAAUCAGAGCAAAGAGUAGGAAGGAUAUGAGGUGAAGAAGGGAUGGGCACAAAAGAAAAAUGGUAAAAUUUUUCUUGUAACCUUCCUACUCCUCAUGUCCUGGUAUUGCCUAUCUCUGCCUGGAUUGAUUCUGUCUAUCCGUAUAUGUGUUGUCCAAUAUUGUGUGCUGCAUUAACUGAACUUGCCCUCCUCUUCUGCAAACUGAGGUUUCAAAAUUAUCUUCUUCUGUUCCUACAAACUUCCCUUCCCUUCUUCUGAGUGUUAGAGCUGUAUAUUUACCUGGAAAUAGUAUAGAUACUGGUAUAAGAAAAGAAAUGAUGGCUUUGUAUUAUUAAUAUUAAGCACCAUGUUUAGCAUUCUAAAAAAGUUUCUUGUACAAAAAAUGUAAAUAUAUAAAAGUAUAAGAGCAGUAAGUUAAAGUAGUAAGAUAUCUCCCCCAAUACACACAUUU